AUGACCGAUACUGAUAGCUCCGUCAACAACACUCAACCACCACCACACUCCCCUCACGAAGAAGAACAUGGGGAUUCAAGUAGUGAUGAGAAAACAAGGAAACGUUCAAUAUCUAAAAAAGCUUGCGAACAUUGCAAAAAAAGCCAUGCUUGUUGUGAAGAUAAGAGACCAUGCAAACGUACAUCACUUGGUUUGGAAUGUUAUGACUUGCCCAGCAAGAAGAGAGGACGAAAACGAAAAUUCGUACAGCAGCCACCAACAUCAACAACAGUCUCCACUGCUCAAUCACAACAACAGUCAGUACUAAUUCUUCCUUCUCAUCAGCCAACACCUCAUGUCCGUAUUCAACCAAAAACAACUCACAAGAAGCCUACCUCAGCCACGAAUCAUCAUAUCCUAUCCUCUUUUAAUUACAAACCAAUUGCUCCAAGCAACAUGGAAAAACGCACCUUGUUGGCCAAUCAUAAGCCUUCUUCUAUUCAUCCGCCACACACCACAUCUCUUGUUCAUCCACCACUACGAUCAAUUUCUGCGACUAGUGCUGUUUCUAUCACUCCUUCCAACAGCAUUUAUCAUUGUCCAGUUGCUAGUUUUAUAGCGUGCCCUGGUGGUAUGCAACAACCAAAAGUAACAUCCACCCAGCCCAUACAAAGCCUUCUUCAUUCAAGAGGAUGUCCAUUUCAUCAACAACAACAACAACAACCAACAAGUAGGCCAUCAAUGGUUGUUUCAUCUUUACAAGCGCAUCCAAUUCCAACAAUGAUCAAUUCGGAACAGCAACAAGAACCAUCGAAAUGCCCAUUUAAUCACACCUCAUCACAUGUUAGCAAUUUUACUUCCGCUUUCAAACGAACCAAGAUGUCUUUUGAACAACCUCCUCUUGACAAUCAUUUGAGACUUGCUCCAUUAAAUCCUCAAAUAGAUAACAAAAACACUGAAGAAUCAACAAGAGGUUCAAAAAUUGCUCUUCUUCGAAAAUGGCUUUCCACUUCAGAAAUUAAACCCUCUCCCAAUGCUGAGGAUGGAAAAGCAUAUAUCAUUCACAAGUUAAUGACAGAUGAUGAUGUUAACUAUCAGUUCUGGGCUCUUCUUGAAGAAUACAUUAAUUAUAGUUUAAAGCAAAUUGAAAAUGGUAAAUCCAUAGAUGAUUUUACGAGAACUAAGACAAAUAAGGAGGCUAUCGAGCAGUUAGAAAGUUUAUACAUUUCAAUUGGAUCUUCAAAAUGUCCUUUCCUUAUUCUCAGAAAAGAACAAUCACAAAACAGUCCAUUACCAACACCGCCUCCACAACUUGAAUCUCUUCCAUCCAUCACAAACAUUUCUCUUCCAAGUUUGAAAUCUAUCUUCAAUCUCGAUAACACUCAAUCUUUUGAAAAUUUACAACAUAAUCCAUUUACGAAAUGUCCUGUUGGUUAUCACUCGAUUUCUAAUGAAAUUCAAGACAUGAACCGUGCACGAACUGGGAUCUUACCUUCUGCUCAUCAUCCUGUAAAUUCUGUAAAUGACAAUGGAGAUUUCAGUGAAGCUUCUGAAAUGUACAUCAAAGGUAUUUUAGAUUUGUGUGGAACUUGCAUUGCAUUUUAUUCACUGGAUUUUGGUGGAAGACUUUUAUUGUGGAAUAAGAAGGCAAAACAAACUCUUGGAUAUGAGAAUAUACCCUAUGGAUUAUUGAAGUGGGAUGACUUGUUACACAUUUCGUCAGAAAAUAAGGCCUACCUUCCCUCUCCUUCUGACUUGGCAUGUCUUCAAUAUCCAUGCAAUUUUAUAAUUUCACACGGUACAUCCAAGCAACCCACACGGAUUCAGUCUGAUACUGCAUGUUUUGUGAAAGAUAGAUUCUCAGCUGUUUCUUUUGAAUAA
Molecule: messenger RNA, 1860 nt
Organism: Naegleria fowleri
Lineage: Eukaryota; Heterolobosea; Eutetramitea; Acrasida; Naegleriidae
Exons: 3
Coding region: 1-1860 (619 amino acids)
Biological process (GO): regulation of DNA-templated transcription
Molecular function (GO): DNA-binding transcription factor activity, RNA polymerase II-specific; zinc ion binding
Source: RefSeq, a predicted model, not a curated record